AUGCAUGCAGCCAUGCACCGUCCGCCACGCAGUCGAGCUGUCACCGACUAUACUUACCGUCGUACAUAUAAGGCAUGCAUCCCUUGCCGAGAAAGGAAAGCGAAAUGUGAGCUUGGGGAAGAAAGUGUGGCACCAUGUUCUCGGUGUAAGAAGAUGAACCUGGACUGUCGGUUUACGGAGAAAAGGCCGUGGGCGAGAGAGAACCUUGACUCCAAUAUGCCAAGAGCCACCCGUUCGAGGAUUGCUAGCGAUGGUACGCAAGAAGUUCAACAGAACUCAUCGCAAGAAGGUGAGUUUCUGCUGCCCACUAUCAUAGAUAACAACUCUGAUUAUUUCAUUCUAGAAGAUGGAGAGAUGCGGUCAGAUACCAAUAGGAAUGCUGUAAAGGCUUUAGAGCACCUGGUUCCCUCUGGAAAUGACCCUUUCGAUCUCUUUUUACAGGGGGAUAUACCAAACCCCUUUCCAUUUACAUCACUAACUCCCACGGAAAAUAGUACCAAUAGUGAAGGGCGAAGUCCCGUUCAUGCAGAUGUACUCAGAAUAUGGAACGCUUGUCGGUUCGUUAGGAUGGGAUGGAUCAAGGCCCGUGAAGCAGUCAUUCUCGUUGAGCUAUUCUUCCAGAAUAUGUUCCCUCUGUCGCCCAUUCUAACCGACUUCUACAAUACGCCCGAAAACCACUACUGGCUCGUGACUCAGGAACCCAUGCUUUGCUGCACCAUAUUAAUGAUUUCGUCAAGAUACCAUGGUCUCCCUGGAUUUGGUGGUACCUCCCGAGCAUACUCCAUUCACAAUCGACUAUGGCAGCACUACCAGCAUCUACUCCUCCGCAUCAUGCUAGGUCAGGAGAAGCUCUCAAAGGCAAAGACAAGACAUGUUGGUUCGAUCGAAGCACUUCUCCUCAUGUGCGAAUGGUAUCCCCGGGCACUCAACUUUCCCUUGGAGAACGAUGGAUGGGACUCAGAUCUGAUUCUUACAGAGCCAGACCUCAGAGAUCCUCCGGCAUCAGCAGAAGAGAUACCUAUGUCUGAUCGCUGGAAGGAAGAUGUCGUUGAACCUACUAGACGCUCUGACCGGAUGUCGUGGAUGCUAGUGAGCACUGCGCUGGCAUUGGCUCAUGAGCUAGGUAUUUUUAGGGGUGAUAGUGGAAAGAGGAAGGAUGAGUAUGAUGUGUCUAGUAUGCGGUCGGACGCAGUAACCUAUCUGCAACAAUUAGAGUGGAGACGUCGCCGUCUUCCUUCUUUAUUGUAUGUGUUUGCAGGCAUGCUUGCCUCCCGGCUGGGGUGCACGCCUCUUGUCCCAGAGAUGCCGGUAGUCAACGUGUCUGAGGGUAUCACGGAUUGUCCUUAUGUGGACAAGGAAUGGAUGUAUUUCAUGGCAUCAUGGGUUGACUUAAUCCGACUAGCUAAAGAUAUUACAGACACACAUUUCCCAUCAAUACCCAGGACUGGUAAUGCGAUGAGGGACAGCAGGUCGUCACAAGAUUGGGAAAGCAUGCUCUACCGCUGGCAGGCCAGCCGGCCAACAUUGAACUCUCAUCUGGAAUCCAUCCUGCACGUCGAAUACCAAUAUCUGCAAGUGUUCACAAACUCCAUCAAAGUCCAAUCGCUGGUCGAAAACAUCCUCAAUUCACCUACCCAGUCUGUGACCACUGACCGCACCUGCAUCGACGAAGUCAUCAAUAGGUCGACCGAGAUCCUGCAAUGGUUACUUAUCCAACCCAGCAUUCAAUACCUCCCAAUCCGCGUCUUCCUACGAGUGAUCAGUUCCUCAAUCUUCCUAAUGAAAGCCCUGGCACUAGGCGUCCGAACCACGCAGCUUCACGCAUCAUUACAUCUCCUUGAGCAGACGAUCACUACCCUGCAAUCGAGCCCAUUAGACGACAUGCAGCUCAUAUCGCGAUACGCAGCCCUAUUGCAGAUCCAUGUUUCUCGUCUGCGACAGACCUUCAUGACCUCGGCCCAGGAGAGAGAGAAGGAUGUUCAAUUGGAAGGUCAGGAGCAUAUCAAUUCUCUAUCAUCACCGGGGCAGACCGAACUAGUGCAAGGGUCGAAUGACCCUAUGCUAGGACACUUGGAUGAAAGUGGAGAUGAGUGGCUUUGGUUACCAAUAGAUCCUUUGAUGGCGCCGUUCGGCACUUGGGAUGAUAGCGGUCAGUUAGAUUACGGAUUGGACUCGGCGCAUUUGGAUUUGGAUUUUAUUUGGAACUUGCCGUCAUGA
This is a messenger RNA of Aspergillus nomiae NRRL 13137, 2217 nucleotides long. Its product is annotated as putative C6 transcription factor Aro80. Bases 1 to 2217 code for a protein of 738 amino acids. NCBI's taxonomy places the organism in Eukaryota, Fungi, Ascomycota, Eurotiomycetes, Eurotiales, Aspergillaceae. The record is from RefSeq and is a predicted model, not a curated record. Gene Ontology annotation, biological process: aromatic amino acid catabolic process; positive regulation of transcription by RNA polymerase II. Gene Ontology annotation, cellular component: nucleus. Gene Ontology annotation, molecular function: zinc ion binding; DNA-binding transcription factor activity, RNA polymerase II-specific. The transcript is spliced from 4 exons.